Saccharomyces kudriavzevii IFO 1802 is the source of this 2037-nucleotide messenger RNA. RefSeq lists its product as uncharacterized. The transcript has a single exon. NCBI's taxonomy places the organism in Eukaryota, Fungi, Ascomycota, Saccharomycetes, Saccharomycetales, Saccharomycetaceae. The record is from RefSeq and is a predicted model, not a curated record. The coding region runs from base 1 to 2037 and encodes 678 amino acids.
AUGGGCGUACAUUUUGACGAUAAUGCUAAUACAACUUGGGAAGCUGCAGAUACUAUUCCUUUGAGUGAUUCCGAGGGACAUCGUCAUGGAACUGAGUCUAUACGGUUGCAGGACUUUUCGAACGCAGAUGUGGAAAGUAUGCUUGAGAAUGAAGAGGGCGAAAACAAUAGGUCAGAAUGGCUUCUUUUGAAGAGGAAAAACCCCAUACAAAAAUUCAUUGAAAGAGUUUGGAAUGGCCCUGUUGAACCUAGUGACGAACCACCUAAGUUUCCCAAUCGGUGGAACUGGCUGAAGAAGAUAGAUGAUUUUCCACGAACUUCAUUCAAAUAUAAGGUGCCGAGCAAUUUUGUACGGUUAUUACUGCUAAUUGCAUACUUCUGCUUUUGGAUGCGUAUUUUUUAUUUCCUCAUAUACCCCUAUCUCAUAAAGCCACCUUAUUUUCAUCCAAAUGAUGGCUCCGAAAAGAUUCCCAUCUUGUCUCUAAGUUGCAAUUCCUAUUUAAACUGGGAAGGCACCAAUAACGAUUGCGGCCUUAAUGCCCAAAACUGCGGGCCAUUUUAUGAUAAAGAAUACUUUAUUAGAUGCCCAGCACUAUGUGAUAGAGGUGGGUGGACAUACUCGGCUAUUGCCGUUGGGAACAGAAGAGUCAAGUAUACGGGAUAUGAAAUUGGCGGAGGUGCCUUGUUUAGUGAAGAAGAUCCAAUGGCUGUGUCCUAUCCUUAUAGAAGUGACUCCUUUCCAUGUGCAUCCGCGGUGCAUGCAGGUGUUAUUUCUCCAUUCUAUGGCGGCUGCACUAAAGUUUCAAUGCAAGGAGCUCAGAAUUCUUUCCCAUCAAGAAAGGGGAUGUAUAAUACUGGCUUUUCAGUGGCGUUUAGUUCUUUCUUUCCUGGUUCGUAUUCAUUUAGGGAUAUCCAGAAUGGUAUAUUGUCCGGCUGUUACGACCCACGAGCAGCUGUGGUGGUAUUGAAUAUCCUUUUUGGGCUACCCAUAUUUUAUUUGUAUGAUAGUAUUUACGGGUACUGGAUAAACACAAUAGUAGGCUAUUGGACACUUGUAUUAUCUCUAGACCCGCCUUUAUUAACGGAUGCGCACGAUCCAGCGAGUGUGUAUGAGCUUUUCAGCGUAGGUUUCCAACGACUUUUACCUUUGUGUUUUGUUCUAUAUGUUGUUUGGAAGAGCGCCGUGAAGAGGACACUAGAAAAUGGAUCUCCCUUAGCAAAAGUGAUUCUAUGGUACCCCACAUUCUGGCUAGGCAUCUCGAAUAAUGUCACUUUUGACCGAUUGCCUGUUGACAGGCUUACUGCCGAGGAUUUGAAGCAACAAGCCGGAGCAUUGACCGCUGUCGGUUCUAUUGCCGCUACAAUUCUCACAUGUGCAAUUGUACAGGCCUAUUCACUUUGGAAAUCGGGGAGAUUCAAAAAGUUUUUCAAAAUAUAUAUAUGUUUUAUUGGUGGAUUGGUAGCGUUGGGAUCUUUGCCAGGACUGAAUUUGAGGAUACAUCAUUACAUUUUGGGUUCCAUAUUAGUUCCAGGAUGCGCGACCAGAGGUUCAUCAGCAUAUUUGUUUCAAGGUAUUUUAGUUGGAUUAAUCCUAUCUGGUGUAGCAAGAUGGGAUUUUGCAAGUAUAGUCGAGACAGAUACGGCCCUGUUAAGAGGGGAGGCAGGUGCCUCCUUGAAGCCACCCAUAGUAGAAUUCAACCGUAAUCAAAAUCACUCUCUGUCAUGGCACUUAAAUGCAACUGAUCCAGUAAUUGACCAAACAGGGAAUAUAGAUGGAUUUUCAUUACUUUUGAAUGACGUGGAGGUGUAUGUAGGCAAAAACGACACAGUCAGUAUCGACACUCUUCGGAUGGAAAAUCCAGAACUCACCAGAAUGAUGAACGAUGCUCUUGAUGCCUCCAACGGAACGAUAGACUUGUAUUUGAGGGUGGCUCGCGCUUCUGUACGAUCUUCAACAAACAGGGGCGACUACACGAAUGCCGGAGUAUUACAAUGGCCAGAUGGUAUAUGGCAGAAGCCAGAGCCUGGCGUUUCCUAA